ACGGAAGUUGUAUGUCAGAUGAACGUAUGUAAUUUAUAAUUUAAAAAAGUUAUAUGAGAUUUAUUGAUCCGCAUAUCGGGUUUGUAAGUCUUUGAAAAAUAUCCUAACUAACAUGAAAAUUUAUAUUUUGCGUUAUUAAUCUUUUGUUGGUGCCUUACCUGUAAAAGUAUCCCCCUUUUUUGUAGCUUUGUCGUUCUACGUAAGCUGAUAUAUAGGCCUAGACCGCGUAUUGGGCACCUGAGUCACUGGGAAGCCGUUGUGUAUUUAAGAGCAACUUCUCUAAAGCAGGCCUAAUCUUUCGACAUGUAGUAUUACAUCAUUUAAUAGCGUUAACUCUACUGCUGUUGUGAAACACAGAAAAGAUGGGGACUUUUAUUUUAAAAUGGAAUAGAAAAUAUAAUAAAUUGUGAAGUAUGCCAUUUGUGAAGUGGGCUCUUGAGCCAGUCCACGUAAGUCGGACACCGCUCCCUCAUGAUAAGGAUAUCAACGAUGAGCUCGAAGCUGUGGUCGACCUUACUCUUGUUGGUCUACUGCGGCAGCUGGCAAGCCUGGUGGACGUUGCUCAGCGUGUGUUCGUCGACGUUGGUUCCGAGUUUAAGCUGGUUUACAAAAGGACAGAAAUUCUCAAAAAUAAGAUCGACCAAUGUGUACAAAUUGUUGAAACAUUAAACGCUAAAGCUGUUGCAAUACCUGUUGCAGAUGUCUGUUCUGUAAGUCAACUGAAGGAUCAGUUCACCACUACAUAUCAAACAGAUUGUGAGCUCUUCACCACAGACACCAGGCCAAUUUGGGUACAGAAUCUCUACAAUGUAGCUGCAGCCACACCUGUGCCAAUUCUUAGAUCAACUGAUCACUACCGAGGUGAUGGUAGAAGAGGCUCAAAGAUUUUUCUUUGUAUGCCCGUACUUGGGGAUGAUCACAAAAAGUAUGAUCUGGAAAUUGAAACACGUAGGCCUGCCAGUAUGUUUGUUACUAGAGAAUGGCAAGAUGAAGAGGAUUUUUCAGUUAGCAGUACUGAUGUAAAACCUAGAAAUCAUGCUUCCACUUCUUUAGAAAUGAAUCGUUUACCUUCUCCUGAAGAACGUGCACAUGCUCUCUCCAUAGACUAUCCAUCAUCUGUUGUACCAAUUGAUGUCACUGAGGUUGGGUUCACCAGAAUGGCCACAUUUCGUCGGUCUCUAAUUCAUGCUGACUUUGUAAUUAAGAGGAAGAAAAAGAGAAGGAACAAACGAAGGAAUACAAUUUCAGAAGGAAGCAGUAAAGAACUACAGGAAGUUCUGCAGCAGUCUUCAGAAAAACAACAAGAAAAUUAUAUAGACAGCUCCUGCCAGACAGAGGAUGAAGGAACAUUUUGUAAAUCCAGCAAAAUUAGUGUACUAAAGAAAUCAUUUAAAAAAGAAAGAAGCUCACCAAAAGAGGAAAACAACAAUGUUCCUGCAAAGGAGGAACCAGCACCAAGGAAAAAGGAUCGCUGGUCAGGUCUGUAUGAGUCAAUGGAAUUGAAAUUAACAAAAGAUUGGAGACUGGGUAAAAAGUCCAAGAAAAGUGGUGAGGUUGACUCAUCUGAUAAAGACAGUGAGACAUUUCCAAAUAAAAAAGGCUUGGGAAAGGGCAAAGGUAAAGGUUUCUUGCCUAUAUCCACUCUUUCAGCAGCCAUGACUGUUGCAGUCCGCCUGCGGGAGACUUCUCGACCUGGUGAAAAACGUCCAGAAGAAGGCCAAUCAUCCAGCGGGAACUGGAGUGGAAGUAGCAGUACGAGAGCAUCUGUGGACUUAGAGCAACAACGAACUUUGGUACAUGUAGGAAGGACCAACACACCAUCAGAGAGCUCUGUUGGAAAAGAUUCUGUUCUUUCAGAAACUCCACAAGACACAGAUGGGAGAUCCCAAGAUGGAAAUUUAACUGGAUAUACUUCGGAUACUUCAGCUGCUGCAACAGCAGCCACAGUUCCAUCAAGUUGGCGCCCAGCCAAUAGCAGGAGACUUGGUGUCCAAAACACAGAAGCAUGGUUAAAAGCAAGUACUUUGAGACCAGAGAAUUAUUUCUCUGAUUCCAAUGGUACUCCUCCAUGGAUUCAGUCUCCCAAACUUAAACAUUGCCAUAUUCCUGGUCGAGAAAAUGUGGAUGAUGGGGAGUGUUCUGUCUAUUCAGUUGAUACAGAUGGAUAUUUCACAUCAAUGCAUACUGAUAGUGGCCUGAAGAGUCAAUAUGAAUAUGGAUAUAGUGGAGAAGAUGCAGAAAGUAGAGCUAACGACUCGUUUAUUUACUUAAAACGCAGACAUUCCCAAAGCUCUGUUAGCACUGUUGGGGAUGGAAGUUUAAACAGUUUACUCUCAAAAACUGCCACUGAACUUUCAUCUAACUCAAGUACUUUAACUAAACAAAAGAAGUGUCCACCACCACCUCCUCCCAGACUGUUUAGUACCUUGUCCAGUCAAGUUAAUAACUCGCAGCCUGCAGACAGUCAAGACAGAAUAACAAAAAUUGUCCCAGACAAGAAAUAUACGACAAUAAACAGUGAUGUUUCAGCAUCAGAAUCAGAUCAAGAUGCUGGAGAGAGGUUGUGGAAAAAAACAGCAAUAAACUCAAGCAGCUAUCCUUCCAUGUGUGCUGUUUCACCAGAUAUUAGUGAGGAUGAGCAGAACAAAGCAAGGAUGAAUUUCAAAGAAAUGGGGAAAUCUAAAAAAGGUUCAGAAAAAAGUGUUAAGAACAUGUAUGCCAGUAAUGAGACACAGACUCCUGAAGAAAUUGAUUCCUCAAUAAUUAACAUGUAUGGGGACCAAACUCCAAUAAAGUCAAACUUUAUGAAAGUAGUUGGCAACCAUGAUAAUCAUUCUGUUCGUUUGUUAUCACCAUCAUUUUGUGAGAGAUCUCUUAAAUUUAGUUCAUUCUCAUCUGUAGAAUUGUCUCCAAGGCAUACGCCACAAUCUAGCAACAGCUAUAAUAUAAUUCCUAACACAGCAGAAAGCUUUGCUUCAAAGAUCUUUUCCAAUAAAUCCUCUCCAGAAGUUCCAGAUAAAUAUGCUCAUCAAAUCAGAGUCACACCUAUUCCCAGAAAUUCUGAAGAAACCCAUACAGAAUCUAAUUUUCCUGCUACUAGCUUCUGCUGUUCACCACCUGCCAGCACACCUGCUUAUAGCUCAAAUUCUAAACUUUUGGCACGUACAAGUAGUCCUAAGGGGUCAUCAUCUUGCAGUUCUCAGUUCUCUGUAUCUCCUGACCACAUAGGUAAAGAAAGCAACAAAAAUGUUACCCAUGGGCCUACUUCUUUACUGACCAAUUCCACAAAACGUGGAAGUGGUAACUCAAACACUUCUACACCAGCAUUGCCACCCUCUGCUAACAGACCUGUGGCCCAUGUUACUCUAGAUCCAGAUGGGAAAGUUAUAUUUAGUUCCAACUCUCUUGGUAGACUUAGAGAUGGUCAUCCAAUGAAAUAUGUAGAGCCACAGUCCCCUACACUGAGUAACAGGCGAGGAUAUUCUACACUGCCAGUAAGACAAACUUCUUUGCCAGUAACACCACAAAAUGGAGCAGUUAAGAUACUACAAGAAUAUAACACUCUUAUACCAGCUUCCAGUCCUCUAGAAUCAGCAAAUAGUUCUCGAUGCUCAACACCAUGCUCUGUAGUGUCACUUCCAGACUUUGGAGCUCAUUGGCAUUCCAUACAAAAAAACACCUUUCUUCCAGUCUCUAAACCUUCCACCAGUGAUUCUUCUUACAGUACUCUGUAUAAAAUUACAAGACCCCAUUCAACAACACCAAUAUUACAAAAUAGACAAGCUUUUAUUAGAACAAAUUCUGGUACCACAUAUCAAGAUAGAAGAACAGGUUUUCAAAAUUCUCAAUCUGUACCUAUACCCACUGAAUUACAAAAUGGAAAAAAUUCUAAUUUGAUGGAUGAAAACAAACCUGACCAUUCCAUAGUUAGACCAAUAAAAGUAUGUUAUGGAAGUAGAUCAGAUGAGAAACGGAAUCACCAGUUUGAUAGUAGAUUAAAUAUACAACAUAGUAAACAUGUUCAAAAUUCAGAUUUUCAAACAUUAUAUGCAGGCCCAACACAGACAAGAGAUGAUUAUCUUUUGUCAGAAAAAUCAAAAUUUAUACAAUGUGAAAACCAAUUUUUUUCACCAAUCUCUUCACAUUUAACCACUGCCAUCUCUAUGCAGAAUCCCAUUGAAAUUUUCAGAAAUUGCCAAAAGGAUAGAACCUCCAUACCCUUUACCCAAAGUUCGGAUGUUAUCAGGUUACCGAAGUCUCCUGCAUAUUGUAUGUCCAAAUCAUUGCUGUAUGAAGCUGAAGAUCUUGUCCAGCAGUCUUCAUUACAUAAUUUUGCACCCUCUAAUGAAGUUUUGCAUGUUGAACCAUCUCCUGAAAAGAGUUCUCUAAAGUGCUCUACAAUUGGAUUGUCUCCAGUUUCAGAAUCCAAAAAGACAAUGUCUUCUGCUGAACUGUAUGCUGUUAUCCAUAGCUCUAAGAAGAAACACAAUAUAAAAUCUGAUGUGGAUACUUCAUCUCCCUACUCCUCUGGUUCAAGUUCUCCUUGUGGUCGACCAUUAACACCCACUCGUAGUGUGUUGGCAGAAACUGGAUUUUUAGGUCGACGCUGUGGCCAUUUGGCAGGUGAUCGUCGAAGUUGGGCUGGAAUAGAAAAUGCAUCUCCUUUCUGUGCAGGUGAUCGACGUAGUUUGGCAACAGAUCGUCUUGGGCCAAGAAGACCCACCAGUAUGCAUGACUUUAAAAUGCUUCUUCUCCAAACAAGAAGCAGCACACAGACUGGGGGCGAGCGUAAAAGUGCUGCAGAACUUCUGAAGGUAUCAACCCCUCAGAGAUCACCAAAUUCUGUAUCUCCGAAAUCAGCCCCUACCUCUCCUAACAGCAUUAGCCCCAUACAGGAGGCACACAGCUAUCAACGUCCGAGCAUAAAUGGCCACUCUACAGUGCCUUUAAAGCGAGGCUCAAGGGCUCGGUCCUCUCUUCAACCUCGUUAUGAUCUAUUGUACCCUCCUAUCAUAGAAGAUUGUUCUGAAGAGAAUGAAUGCCUUAUGGAUUACCAAACAAAGUCUAUGACAGCUAGUACUCAUGUUCAAGCAUUAAAUGGUGUGACCCCACCUCAAGACAUGCAGAAUGGCUCCUGGAAAGAUUGUAAAAUUGAAGCCAGAAGACCUGCAGCUAGCACAUGGGUUUAAUCAUCUUAAUUUACAUUAUAACUAUUUUCCAAUAGUCUAUGAUAAAUGUUGCCAAAACAUGUGUCUGGAAAUAGUCAGUCCUGCGUAGAAAAUAUGUUAGUAAUGAUUCCAAAUUUUCUAUUGUUAACUCUU
This is a messenger RNA of Limulus polyphemus (Atlantic horseshoe crab), 5321 nucleotides long. RefSeq names its product Nance-Horan syndrome protein-like. Bases 414 to 5189 code for a protein of 1591 amino acids. NCBI's taxonomy places the organism in Eukaryota, Metazoa, Arthropoda, Merostomata, Xiphosura, Limulidae. The transcript has 5 exons. Gene Ontology annotation, biological process: cell differentiation. The record is from RefSeq and is a predicted model, not a curated record.